This is a messenger RNA of Candidozyma haemuli, 570 nucleotides long. RefSeq lists its product as uncharacterized. The transcript has a single exon. Lineage: Eukaryota; Fungi; Ascomycota; Pichiomycetes; Serinales; Metschnikowiaceae. The coding region runs from base 1 to 570 and encodes 189 amino acids. The record is from RefSeq and is a predicted model, not a curated record.
AUGGCAUACACAGCUUACGACGUUGUUACCUACGCUGGGCUGCGACUUAUAGACGUCGUUGCCAUUCUCUUGAGCAAUAUAAUUUUGGCUGUGGGCUACGCCUUUGUCCAUUUCCCCAAUGCUUCUACUUUGGUGGUGGCGCUCUUGGCUGUUUACAUCAUCUAUAAGACGUUGAGAAGGAUUGUCAGGUUCUGGCUAAACAUGUUUAUCACUAUGGUUAAGCUAACGGUUUUCUCGGUGGUGAUAUUUGUCCUUUUGGCAGUUUACGUGCGUGGGUUCAACAGAUUUUUCACCAAGGACAUAUACUUUAUCAAGGAGCUUUUGGCCUCGAAGGCGGACGCUUCAGAUGAGGCUUUCAAGCAAUAUGCUUACAAGAUCAUGAACGACGAUAGAUUUGAGUUCUUGCAGGGAGCCAGGGAUUUCUUUGAGGGAAGCACUUUCCAUAUUGAUGAGUCUUAUGAGGGCCUGUUCGACAACAUAAGGGAGAAUCUCAACAGAGGGUUCCAGGAUGUUUUGGGCCAGGACGGUCUUCAGAACCUCAAUAACUUCUUGAACAAUUUUAAUAAUUAG